AUGAAUACCUCGGCCAAACCGACCUUAGUGUCGAUUCGAUCCAUCGAGUCGAUUUCUCAGAUCUCAGAUGCCAUGGCUCACGUUUUUCAGGACGCCCAAAUGACUCUUUCCGGCCAUAGAAAGUUGGUUGUGCUUCUUAGAAGCAUUCAAGUAAGAGCCAUCUCCAUUGGCUAUGAGGAAAUGUUCAAUUUCCAAUUCAUCAAACUUAUAUCGAAGAUAUUGAAGUUGAGGAAAGGUGUGCCUGCUGCAGACCGCAUUGCGAAGUUCUGUUCUGUGGUGGUGGCCACUAUUCUCAAAGAGGAAGCUGACAAGCCUACACCGCGUCCAAACGGCGAUGUUUCCGACGAAGGUGAGCUGUUGGAGAGUGUCUCAUCCGAGUUUGUGGAUAAUCUCAUUCGUCACUUGCUUCGGGGCAUCGAAUCGAAGUUCAAGGAGGUCAGAUACAGGGUAGUGCAACUAUUGGCAUAUUUGGUCAACUACAUCACUGAAAUUGACGAGCAGCUCUUCAAGGCGCUCCGCUACUCCCUCAAUAGACGUCUCUAUGACCGUGAGCCCAUUGUGCGAAUUCAGGCCGUGGUUGCUAUUUCCAGAUUUCAAUAUUUCCAAGAGAAUGAUGAAGAUGUCAAUUCUGCAACCAAAUCUCUAUUGGUCAGCUUGAGGCAUGACGACUCGCCAGAGGUUCGUAGGGCUGCGCUCUUGAAUCUAGUGAAAACUAAAGAAACUCUACCUGAUAUCCUUGAAAGAGCGAGAGACACUAACGCUAUUAAUAGAAGAUUGGUGUACUCACGAAUUCUUCGAGAAAUCACUAGUUUCAGCGACGUGAGUGUAGAUGUAAGAGACCAAUUACUCAGUUGGGGACUCAACGACCGUGACUCCAGUGUUAAAGCAGCGGCAGAAAAUAUGUUCUCGAAGACUUGGCUAGCUUUAGCCAAUGAAGAUAUUCUCGAGUUAAUUGAAAACCUUCGAGUCAUCGACAGCGAGGUGGCGGAGAGUGCUAUGACUGUGCUUUACGAGCUGAAGAGAGAUAAGCUAGAUGGUGUGGAAAUCAGUGCACAAACUUGGAAAGAGCUUACAGUGGAAAGAGCAUUUUUCAUCAGAACCUACUUUGAGUUCUGCAACCAACACAAGCUCUACGACAACAUCGAGAAGAACAUUCCUGAGUUGACACGCAUGGCACUAAUGUUGCAGCAGUAUUUAAAAUUGAGAAGCUCCAUGUUGAGUUCAAACAAGGAAUUGGUGGAGAAGCACAUGUCACACGAAAGAAAAUUGGAUAAGUUCACUCAGCUACUCAAAAACACAAAUGCAGAGCUGUUAGAGUUUACACGCAAGGUCACCAAGGAAACUGCCUACAUCCAACAGCUUUCGGUGCAUGUUAAUGAGUUCAAGGAGAAAAUUCAAACAAAGAAAAACCAGAUGACUAAGUUCAACGAUCGCAUGAAGAAAGCACCAAGUGACACUUUGAAACACGAGAUCGAAGAACUUCGCAUGGAGAUUAAGACUUUGGAAACUGAAUCACAGGAGUCUCAAUCGGCGUUGGGCCAGUAUGAAAUCACUUUGGAGCAGCAUAAAGAACGGUUGAAGGAGCUUUCAAAAAUCGUGCACCACCAGUCUAGCGAAAGAGAUGCCUAUAUUGAAGCGUCUGGAGACUUUGAAGCCGAGUACGGACCUUUUGGAGAGCAGCUACAGGAGUUGGAAUUUAUCAUUGAACAGUUGCUCUUGAUCAUCAAGGGGAGUGAUUUCGCUGAUGUGGCAGGUACAAGAAGAUUGAUGCCGAUUAUUACAAAUGCUUUGACACACGACAUCCUCACUGACAAACUUAUUUCCAUCAGUGUGAGGAUAUUGAGGCGAAUCUCCGUUGACGAGAGUUACUUUUCCAGCUUGUGCACAGAAAUCAUCACUGAUAUUCGAGACUCUGCCUCUGAUGAGAAUGACGAAACAUUUGUUUCUGCUGUUUCCAUAUUCGAAGGAAACGAAGACGAAGCUGAUGAUGAUGACGAGGUAGGCGAAAGAGAUAUACUGGAAAAAAGAAGAAAGCUUGCGCCGGCAUUGCCUGCGGACGAGUUGCUCAUCCAGUGUCUAAUGGUGCUCCAGCAUUACCUUGAAAAUGUGGAAGACACCCAAUCGAACAUCCAUCAGCUCGAUUCCAUGAUUGAUACCUUAAUCCGUCCAGCAAUCUCCAACAAUUUGAAUCCAACCAUCCGACUUCUUGGAUACACUAAUUUGGGGUUGUUUUCCCUCAUUGAUAAAGGCUUGGGCACAUCUAACCUCAAGUUCUUUGGUAUGAGUGCUUCCAAGUCACCAGACGAACAGUUGAAGGUGUUAUCCACCAAGAUUCUCUUUGAUGUAUUAUCUACGCAUGGUGUAGGUAUUCUCAGUGAUGAGGGCGAUGACUCUGUGGACUCGCUCUCAUUAGCCCGAUUGUUCUACAGUCUUCUCAAGUCAUAUGAGAUGCCUGCCUUACAGGCUGUGGUUGCAGAGGGACUUUGCAAGCUCUUUUUGGCUGAUUUAUUGGUUGACUUCGGCAGAGGUGAGCUCAGAGACAGCGAGGAUGAAACCAGCCAGGAAAUGCAGUUGCUAGAUGUUUUGAUGCUUUCUUAUUUCCACCCAUUGAAUGCAGAUAACCACGAGCUCAAACAAACGUUGGCGUUCUGCAUUCCCGUUUAUGCCUUCAGUCAUGCGAGCCAUCAGGGCAAGAUAAGUUCUGUCAGCGGUGAUUGUUUCUAUAGAAUCUUCCGCAGUGACAGCGAUUUGGCACGUUACGACAAUUUGAGUGGGCCAGCAACGGUGAUCCAGCAACUCAUCUACUGGGGUGAUCCUAACAAUCUCGUGAAUGUGACAGAAGAUGAAAUCCGUAAGAGCACGUCACAUUUCUGGCAGGCCAUGAAGUUUCUCCAGGUAAUUGAGCAGGAAUCACCCAAGGCCGUCAAAAAGGUCGUCAUUCAAAACCUUUCCAAGCUUUCUAUCACAGAGGAAUUAGGCUCAGAGUUACUCUCGGGGCUCAAGAGUGCUAUUGAUGAUACAAGACGGUUGAUCAGUGACAACCAGCAAAACGAAGAGUUUAUCUUCGAUGCAGCUACAGAGAAGGCUAUGGAUAAGUUCCAAGUGUUUGUUGGAGAGUUGGUGAAGAAGGCACUGGAGACUGAGGCAGCCAUCCGAGCCAGAACACCUGUAAGAUCACGAAGCAAUUCGGUUUCGGUGAAGGUGGAGGCGACAGAAGAUGUGAGAGCGGACGGUUCGAAUGAAAAGGAAAUGGACAAGAGGGAAGCUGAAGACGAUAACGGGGAAAUGGAGCUAAAAAUUAAAGAAAGCAAUCUUGCAGAGAUUCUGCCUUCGCAACCUGUGGUUGCAAAUCGUGACGCAGAUGAUGCAGAUUUUGCAGAUGUUCCCCAUGUCAACUCUGCGAAUAUUGACAACACCGACACUAUAGAAACCAACGAUGCCACCCUCAACAUUCACAGCCAAGCCAUUCCCGCCAAACCUGUCGUACCGGAUUUGGACGAAAUCGACCAAUUUCUUGAUGCCGAGGACCAGGUGGAAUACGACAUCUCCAUGGAGUAA
Molecule: messenger RNA, 3558 nt
Organism: Sungouiella intermedia
Lineage: Eukaryota; Fungi; Ascomycota; Pichiomycetes; Serinales; Metschnikowiaceae
Source: the annotation of a GenBank genome assembly